Messenger RNA from Suillus fuscotomentosus, 612 nucleotides. RefSeq lists its product as uncharacterized. The record is from RefSeq and is a predicted model, not a curated record. NCBI's taxonomy places the organism in Eukaryota, Fungi, Basidiomycota, Agaricomycetes, Boletales, Suillaceae. The coding region runs from base 1 to 612 and encodes 203 amino acids. The transcript is spliced from 4 exons.
AUGCACUCGCUGAUAGUUGAUGAGCUGUGCGACGAUCUCUUCACAUUCUGCACAGAGCUCAAAAAGGUCACCAUCCCCAUUGCAAAAAGGGCAUAUGAUAUCUUCCCGCAGGGCUCCACAAUGCGAAAGGAGGAGGUUCAAAAGCAGGUCACCGCAGCUGCUACUAGGCUCCUCAAGAGCGGUGACUACCUCCGGCUCCCUGACUCGUCUGGUGGAACAUUCAAGAAUUUUAUGGUGCAGGCUCUCAAGGAUGCAUGUCUCGAAUUUUACUACAGCAACAGCAAGAAGGCAUUAAAGAACACAGACAAAUUCUGCCACACAAUCCCCGUCAACACAAUGCUUCUUGUAGCAGCAGUGUUGAAGGGUGUUAUCUCUGGCUUUCAGGAGACCGGCACUGACAAGGUCCCUGACCUAACUGCUGAGCAGUGCAGGAUCCACUUCGCCAAUUUAUGGAAAUCAGUUGACAAACUACUCGAGGUUCCGGAGCGCCGCAAAGAGCUUGAAGACAUGUUAGACCAAUGGGCUAGGACUGGCAUGGGCAACUUUGAUGGAUGGAAGGAUGGUGUUCUAGCCUUGGAUGAAGCCCAAGGGAUCCUCCAUCGAGCUUGGUAA